AUGUAUCAAUGCAACGGUAUGUCGGGUUUAACAUUAUUUAAAAAUUAUGAAGAUACAAAAGAAUUAAGCGAUAUCAUACGUGUAACACCUCAGAGGAUUAGUCAAAUGAGCAGAGAAGAGAGGUUGAUGGAAGCAAUAAAUGAAAUUCAAAACGAUACAGGUUUUACUCAAGGAGCUCCCUCUCAAAAGUAUGGACCAAGAGGUAGAUAUCUCACCGAAGCAGAAGAAUUAGAGAUGAUAAAGAUGGUAGAAGAAUUAAAUACCAAGAAUAUUCCGAUAACGAAAGAGAAUAUUCUAAAUUGGGUGGUCGGAAAGGUAUAUGACAAAUAUGGCUAUACAAUGAGUCGUCACCCUGGUCGUGACUGGUGGACAAAGCUGAAACAAAAAUAUCCGAUCUUAAAGUUAAGAAAGGUUAAGUUUCAAGAUGAAGCUAGAUUAAAAGCGGAGAAAGAGGCCGAUAUUCAAGGUUUCAUCCAUUCAUAA
Heterostelium album PN500 is the source of this 483-nucleotide messenger RNA. RefSeq lists its product as uncharacterized. NCBI's taxonomy places the organism in Eukaryota, Evosea, Eumycetozoa, Acytosteliales, Acytosteliaceae. Bases 1 to 483 code for a protein of 160 amino acids. The record is from RefSeq and is a predicted model, not a curated record. The transcript is spliced from 3 exons.